GGAGGGUGGGGGGACACCGGCUUCCGGUCCGGGAGGACGGUUGAGUCAGGGACACCGGCUUCCGGUGCCCGACCCGCCUGUCCUGUGUCCGCGGGUGGUUUGUCGGAGCGGGCGGCGAAGUCGAGAUGUCACUGUCCAAACGUGACCUGGAUGAGCUGAAGCCAUGGGUGGAGAAGACAGUAAAGAGGGUCCUGGGCUUCUCCGAGCAGACCGUGGUUACGGCAGCACUCAACUGCGUGGGCAAAGGGAUGGACAAAAAGAAAACAGUGGAGCACCUGAAACCGUUUCUGGACGACUCGACGGUGCGGUUUGUGGACAAGCUGUUCGAGGCGGUGGAGGAAGGCCGCAACACCCGGCACUCCAAAUCCGGUGGGGAGAAACACCGGAAAAGGGAGCUAAAGGAGGUCUUUGGCGAGGAUUCGGAGGUCACUCGGGAAUCGUCGUCCAAGAGGAAACGGAUCCUGAGGUUCGAAGAGGUUGAGGAGAAUGACAUUAUCCCCGGACCACCCACAGAGAGCCCAGGCAUGCUCACAAAGAUUCAGAUCAAACAGAUGAUGGAAGCGGCGACAAAGCAGAUUGAGGAGAGGAAGCGGCAGCUCAGUCUGAUCACCCCAUCGUUCCAGCAGCGGGUUUCGGCCCUGGCUCCCAACGCCGACCUGCCCCCGAUGGGUCAGACCAUCCAGCCCUCCCAGGCGGCCUCCUUCAUGAACGAUGCCAUUGAGAAGGCCAAGAAGGCGGCCGAGCUGCAGGCCCGGAUCCAGACCCAGCUCUCCUUGAAGCCCGGACUGCUGCAGAGCACCAACCUGGUGGGCCUCGCCAAUCUGCACGCCAUGGGCAUCGCGCCCCCCAAAGUGGAGUUGAAGGAGCACCUGAAGCCGACACCGCUGAUACUGGACGACCAGGGCCGGACGGUGGACGCCACUGGGAAGGAGGUGGAGCUGACCCACCGGAUGCCCACCCUGAAAGCUAACAUCCGAGCGGUGAAGCGCGAGCAGUUCAAGCAGCUGCUGCUGAGGGAGAAACCCAGCGACGACCUGGAGGCCAACACCUUCUACGACCCCCGCGUGCCCGUGCUGCCCUCCCAGCGCCAGAAGAGGAUCUUCCGUUUCCACGAGAGGGGCAAGUUUGAGAAAAUAGCCCAGAGGAUACGCACCAAGGCGCAGCUGGAGAAACUGCAGACCGAAAUCGCCCAGGCGGCCAAGAAGACGGGCAUCCAGACCUCGACCAAGUUGGCACUGAUCGCCCCCAAGAAGGAGCUGAGGGAGGGCGAGGUGCCGGAAAUCGAGUGGUGGGAUUCCUACAUCAUUCAGAGCGGGAUUGAGCUGACGGCGGAGAAUCUGAAGAAUGAACAGAACUUCCACGGCAUUACAAACUUGGUGGAGCAUCCGACUCAAAUCAGCCCUCCCGUUGACACAGACAAGCCGGUCACACUCGGUGUUUACCUGACCAAGAAGGAGCAGAAGAAGCUACGACGACAGACUCGACGAGAGGGCCUGAAGGAGAUGCAGGAGAAGAUACGCCUGGGGCUCAUGCCUCCUCCUGAGCCAAAGGUGCGGAUCUCCAACCUGAUGCGGGUUCUCGGGACGGAAGCUGUGCAGGAUCCAACCAAGGUGGAGGCUCACGUCAGGGCACAGAUGGCCAAGAGGUUAAAGGCUCAUCAGGAUGCCAACAGUGCCCGCAAACUGACAGCUGACCAGCGGAGAGAGAAGAAGAUCAAGAAUCUGAAGGAAGACGUGUCCCAGGGCGUCCACAUCGCAGUCUACCGAAUCCGAAACCUGAGCAACUCGGCGAAGAAGUUCAAAGUGGAAACCAAUGCGGGACAGCUGUACCUGACGGGAACGGUGGUCCUGCACAAAGAUGUUAACGUGGUGGUGGUAGAGGGAGGUCCUAAAGCACAGAAGAAAUUCAAGCGUCUGAUGCUACAUCGUAUAAAGUGGGCUGAGCAGACUGCCACUUCCCGAGACGACGACGAAGACGGAUCAGACGAUGAGGUUGUGAAGAAGGUGAACAAGUGUGUGCUGGUGUGGGAGGGGACGGCGAAGGAGAGGAGUUUUGGCGACAUGAAAUUCAAACAGUGUCCGACAGAGAGCAUGGCACGGGAGCAUUUCAAGAAACACGGAGUGGAACAGUACUGGGACCUGGCCAUCAGUGAAUCGGUGCUGGAGGUUACAGAGGACUGAGGUGGCAGCAUUCCGCUCCGUGUCUUCCCACUGUCUGAGGCCAUUUUGGAUUUUUCACGGGUGUUGGGCUUGGGAGGGUGAGAGGAGAUGGUGUCUUGGUGUGAGACGGGCUUUCGUCUAGGGCUGGGAAGAAGCCAAGAGCUCGAAGGCUCUCUGAUCCAAAAUGCAGGAAUUGAAUAUUGCCUCCAGAUAUAGGUACCGCUAUUCUCUUGUACAUCCCGUUCUCCGUACAGCUACCGUGUUGCCAGAGCAUGUAGGAGACUGGAAAGAUGUGCAGUCCUUUCUGACCGUGCUUACAUCUGCCAGGGAAAGUAAUAUUGAGCGUUACAAAUGUGAUACAGUGGCCAGUCGCAGCAUGAAAAGAGAAAGGGGUUCUCAUAAUCCCCAUUCUGAUCCAUAUUGACAAUUCUGAUGCUUUUGAGCUCAAUUCUUUUCCGAACAGCUUCUAGUCUCUCUGGAGCCGGGGGAAUCCUGUCAGGAACCAGCUGCUUCCCUCGCCCUCUCCACCCUGGUUUGCAUUUUUGUUACAAGUAAAAGAAAUGGAUAGAGCAGAGAUUGGGGGGGGGGGAGGGGGGAGUGGUGUCGGUGUGAUCAUUUUCUCUCCUCUUCCCCCCCCCCCCCCCCCCAAACCGGGAACGAAUCUUCACCCCGUAAAAGAAAUUGGCACUGCCUUUGUUGAGGUCGGUCUCACAGGUUUCGGGAAUGAUCCAUCUCACUGAAUAGCUUUAGGACAAAUUUGGUUUUGAACGUUGAUCAGAAAGUUUGCUGUUUUAUUCCAGCCAGGGCUGAGGCUUGACACCCCCAUUCUGUUCCAGUGCAGUGAUGAGUGCAUCGCAUAUUGUCAUUCCCGACCUUCAGUUCGAAGUCCUUUUCCCCAGAAAGUCAUUCAUCUCCCUUUUUACCUUGCUCUUGCACUCUUGCUCUGUCUUGCAUGCUCACUUUCUCCCUCCCUCUCUCCCCCUUUUUUUUUUCCUUUCUCUCGCUUUCUCUCUCUCCUCUUUCUCUCUCUCUCUUUUUCUUUCUCUCUCUUUCUUUCUUUCUCUUUCUAUCUUUCUUUCUCUUUCUAUCUUUCUUUCUCUUUCUAUCUUUCUUUCUCUUUCUAUCUUUCUUUCUCUUUCUAUCUUUCUUUCUCUUUCUAUCUUUCUUUCUCUUUCUAUCUUUCUAUCUUUCUUUCUUUCUCUUUCUAUCUUUCUUUCUUUCUCUUUCUAUCUUUCUUUCUUUCUCUUUCUUUCUUUCUCUCUCUCUCGUGUGCUCUCUCUCUGACUCAUGCUUGGGCCUUGACGUGUUUUUGUUCAGUUUGUCCUGUCUGCUGAUGGCGAGGUAUUCUGGUUGACAGGUGAGUACUAGCAGCAGUGGAAGUGACUCUGACGUUGCCACAGAGACGUGAGAUGUAAAUCUCUCUGGUCUGAUGGCUCAUUGCCCCUCGUUCUGAGGAAAGCCACAGCCCUGUUUGGUCAGGAUGUUUACUGCACCUCGAACUGGAGAGGCCCAAGGAGCUUUGAGAGAUCUCGGUCAGCUGCAGUGGUUCUGUUCCUAAUACUAAGGUUAAGGUGGAUUAUUUCUUUGAGUCACAGAACAUGACUCUUUUAUCUAACCUCAUGUUUCACUUAUCCUGGGAAUGUUGGAUGGGAACAAUGUAGAGGAGCCUUUAUUCUAUAUCUAAUUCCCUGCUGCCCUUCUCCUGGGGGCUUUGGAUUGGAAGGGGAGGGGGGGAGAUAGUGUAGAUAAAGCUUUCCUUAGUCUGUAACCCGUUGCUGCCCCUGUCCUGGGAGGGGGAAUACUGUAGAGGGAGCUUGACUCUGUAUCUAACCCUGUGCUGUAACUGCAGUGAGAUGAUAUGAUGCUGACUCUGGAGGAGGGGGGGGGAGGUGAUAUCUCCUGCGUGAAAGUGUACCAUAUCCUGAAUUUGAAACGCUGACAAAUGCUGGUAUUAAGGUGUCCCCCCUUCAUUAUAUCCUGUUCUGUGCUCGACCUGAAUAAUCCCCCGUUAACAGCCAAUUGUUACCUUUCAAGCGAGAAUCUGUGUCAACGGCCUGUUAAAAAGAAGAGAAGCUGCUGAGAUACGAUUUGUGCUGUAGAGGGUUACAGCUCGGAGUUUCAUAAUAAAGACUAAUUAUUUUUUUCUAAA
Molecule: messenger RNA, 4308 nt
Organism: Hemiscyllium ocellatum (epaulette shark)
Lineage: Eukaryota; Metazoa; Chordata; Chondrichthyes; Orectolobiformes; Hemiscylliidae
Gene: prpf3
Product: PRP3 pre-mRNA processing factor 3 homolog (yeast)
Exons: 16
Coding region: 126-2180 (684 amino acids)
Biological process (GO): mRNA splicing, via spliceosome
Cellular component (GO): U4/U6 x U5 tri-snRNP complex
Source: RefSeq, a predicted model, not a curated record